This is a messenger RNA of Caenorhabditis bovis, 690 nucleotides long. Lineage: Eukaryota; Metazoa; Nematoda; Chromadorea; Rhabditida; Rhabditidae. The record is from the annotation of a GenBank genome assembly.
AUGAGUGACGAAAAAACUGAGGAUGUCGUCGUCGAGGAACCCGAACAACCGCCGAUUGAGUCGUCGAAGUCCGACGAGGAAAAAGCGAAAACGAGCGCCGCCGAAACCGGCGUGUCCGACAAAAAAACGGAUGACGAAUCGAAAUCCGAAUCGGAGAAGCCGGCCGACGAGGCGCCGAAGCAAAAAAGAUAUCACGGCACGUGCAAAUGGUUCAAUGUGGCCAAAGGUUUCGGGUUCAUCAUCGACGACAUUCAGCAAAAGGAUAUUUUCGUACACCAGUCGAACCUCAAUAUGGGAGGAUUUCGAAGUUUGGAUGAAUUUGAGCGCGUUAGCUAUUAUCUAAAGGAGCGCGAAAAUGGAAAAGGGCUGGAGGCGUAUGAGGUUGCUGCGUCGGAUGAGAACGAGGAGCUGCGCGGAAGUCGAAUUCACCCGAUCGGACGCAAAAAGGCGCGCCAAAUGCGCUGUUUUCGUUGCGGUCUCUUCACGACCCAUCGCGCCAAAGACUGUCCGUACGUGAAGGACGAGUCGAAGGUGUGCUAUAUUUGCGGUCUGCCGGAUCACAUCAGCUCGACGUGUCCGGACCGCAAGAAUCGUGUGAAGCGAUACGCAUGGCAGGCGAAGGAUUGCGGAUCGCCGCUGAGAAUCAGCUCGACGGCGCCGAGCAUUAGCCCUCCGACGGAGGAAAAUUAA